UAAAGUGGAGGAAAAGAAGAAGUAUAAAAUGAUCAAACUCUUUUAUCUUGAAAACUUCAUCUCAACAAUCCCCAUCCCAAACCCCAUUCCCCAAAGCCCACACGCUCUCUCGUCUAAACAAUCAACACCUUCUUUGUAUCCUACAUUCAUUCUUACAACACGACAAAAUGCGUUCUUCACAAUUGCUUUUCGUCAUUGGUACAAUGUUUGCUUUUGCUGCAACCAUGACAUUCUCGCUUCCUGGACUUGGUCAACAAAUCAAAGGUUUAGUAAAAGGUGUACCUAUCAAAGUGCCAAUUUUAGGAACGGCGACUUGGUAUGGUCAACAAAGUAGGGGAUCUUGUGGUUGGUGGAGCAAAGAUUCGGAUUAUGUUGUUGCUCUUAGUCAUGAUCUUCCAUAUAACAAACAUUGCGGAAAAUACGUCGUUGUCAACUACCUAGGCAAACAUAUCAGAGCAAAGGUUUCGGAUACAUGUAUGGGUUGCGACCCACCACAUAUAGAUCUUUCCCGUGGUGCGUUUGCAAAAUUGUCUAACGGCAAUUACAAUCUGGGCAAAUUGGAUGUACUUUGGAAGUUUGAUGAUUGAUCGCUCAUAGAUCAUGGUAAUCCGAAUUCAUCAUCAAUAAUACACUAAAGCAUGUCUAUAGUACAAGA
Messenger RNA from Meira miltonrushii, 655 nucleotides. RefSeq lists its product as uncharacterized. The transcript is spliced from 2 exons. The coding region runs from base 168 to 587 and encodes 139 amino acids. Lineage: Eukaryota; Fungi; Basidiomycota; Exobasidiomycetes; Exobasidiales; Brachybasidiaceae. The record is from RefSeq and is a predicted model, not a curated record.